UACCCACUGUUGGUUUCUCUCUUUCUUUCUUUCUUUCUUUCAAUUCAGGGGUGAAGAUGGCUACCAAUGGCAGUAAUGAAAUAAAGAUCAAUAUUAGGAUAAGGGAUUCCCAGCAGACAUUGCGAACAUGUAAACGUUCUCCAGUUCCUAUUUUGAAGGAUCAAAUUGCUUGGUAUACUGGCGUUUCCUCAAAUAGACAACAACUUGUCUUCCGGGGAAGAGAUUUGAGAAACGAUAAACGUCUUUCAGAUUACAAUGUGGAAGAUGGUGACACUCUACAUCUGAAUAUCAUUAAUUUAGAUGGUGGAUCAAGUUCUGGGCAGCAUCAAGGCAAUAAUCAUGGUUCAGGAAUCCCGAAUAUAUCUGAACCGUUUGUGCGUCCUUUACUUGGACGGCCACUAGACGGUGCAAUGUUUCAGAUUUUUCAGAGAACAAAUGAGGAGGAUGAUUUUGAUCGUACGUAUUGUGAUAUACAUUAUGACGAAAUCAUAAGUGGGCAGUCUAGCCAAAGGGAGCUGUGGCGAGCUUUUAAUGUUGGAAACUCUGAUGAACAAAGAGUCUAUGGAUUAGGUGCUGUGAUUCGUGGACGUUUUAACAGUAAUUCAAGAGAUUCUCAGCAAGCAUUUGGUCAGAGUUAUUAUGUGCCAAUGCCAAAUGCUACUGGACUCAGUGGAGCUGAUCAACAUGGACAAUCUAACAAUAAUUCAAGAGAUUCUCAGCAAGCAUUUGGUCAGAGUUAUUAUGUGCCAAUGCCAAAUGCUACUGGACUCAGUCGAGGAGGAGAAGGCUCUGUGGCACCUGAAAAUGCUGGUCCUCAAUAUACAAUACCACCACUUCAAGAUUCUUCAGCAGAGGUCCAGGUUCGAGAGCAUACAGAGUAGCCAAACCCCAAACGCCAAAAGAAUCACUGAGACUCACUUUGCAGCGUUUGAUUUGAUUUGACUGAGCCUUUUGUGGAUGAUUUUGGUUGUUAGUUGAAUAAUAGUUUGUUUUGAUUUUUGUGAUGGAUGGAUUAGAGAGAUGUUGGAAUUGAAGGAUGUAUGUAGACAAUGAUUUUAAUUUGAAGGAGCAACAUUAUAAGUGCAAGUAUAAAUAGCUUUGUCAUAUCUUUGACUCUUGUUACAAAUUUGGGAGUUAAUACAAAAUUUAGUUCGUUCUUGACUAAA
Messenger RNA from Ipomoea nil (Japanese morning glory), 1166 nucleotides. RefSeq lists its product as uncharacterized. Gene Ontology annotation, cellular component: BAT3 complex. The record is from RefSeq and is a predicted model, not a curated record. The coding region runs from base 57 to 881 and encodes 274 amino acids. Lineage: Eukaryota; Viridiplantae; Streptophyta; Magnoliopsida; Solanales; Convolvulaceae. The transcript is spliced from 10 exons. Gene Ontology annotation, molecular function: polyubiquitin modification-dependent protein binding; misfolded protein binding.